AUGAAGAAACAGUGGAAAGGAAAAGACUUAAGUGACCAGCUUUGGGAGUGCGGUAGAGCAACAACAGUCAAUCAUUUUAACAGAGCAAUGGAUGAGUUGAAGAAGAUUAAUGAAGAGGCUCAUGCUUGGGUGUGUAAGAUCCCAGUAAACACUUGGGCUAAAUCUCACUUUAGUGGAAGGGCACAUACUGACUGUUUGUUGAAUAACCUUUGUGAGGAAAUAGAUAAGUGUGAAGGACUUCUAAACCCUAUUGCAACUACAGUGUUUGAAAAGAUUAAGACUGAUGCAGCUAAGUAUGUGGCUAAAUACAAUGGGGCAGGAAAGUACUAUGUGGUAAACUUGAAUGACCAAAGUUGCGGUUGUAGGUUUUUGGAGAUUACAGGUUUCCCAUGUAGACAUGUUGUUUGUGCUAUAUGGGAUAAAAUUGAAAAUGGUGAAAAUGCCCCACAUGUUGAUGAAUGGGUCCAUCCUUGCUAUAGGUUAUCAACAUGGAAAGCCAUCUAUUUCAACAAAAUUGAUCCAUUGAAUGGACGUUCAAUGUGGCCUAAAAGUGACUGCCCAUUCACUUUACAUCCACCAAAACAUAGAACACAGGUUGGAAGGCCUAAGAAGAAGAGAAGGAGGGGUGUUGAUGAGCCAAAUAGCCAAGCUGGUAGAUUGAGCAGGAAAUAUCUGGCAGUCACUUGUUCUAAGUGUCAUAACAAAUGGCACAAUUCCAGAACAUGUAAAGGGUAG
Lactuca sativa (garden lettuce) is the source of this 735-nucleotide messenger RNA. RefSeq lists its product as uncharacterized. Gene Ontology annotation, molecular function: zinc ion binding. NCBI's taxonomy places the organism in Eukaryota, Viridiplantae, Streptophyta, Magnoliopsida, Asterales, Asteraceae. The record is from RefSeq and is a predicted model, not a curated record.